This is a messenger RNA of Aspergillus nidulans FGSC A4, 558 nucleotides long. RefSeq lists its product as uncharacterized. The record is from RefSeq and is a predicted model, not a curated record. The coding region runs from base 1 to 558 and encodes 185 amino acids. The transcript is spliced from 2 exons. NCBI's taxonomy places the organism in Eukaryota, Fungi, Ascomycota, Eurotiomycetes, Eurotiales, Aspergillaceae.
AUGGUUUCCAUCGUCGGAUCCCGAAAACUGCAGGUCGACUUCUCAUGGAAGAAGUUUGAAGGCCUCAUCACCGACGCAAACGACCCCAGCAAUCAUCCCCUCUACAUCGUGCACUGGAACGCUAUUAAGUCACCCCACAUAACAUUCAAGCGCCCCAGCGAUGACCAUAUAGUCGGUACGGGAACGCUGCACCUCGUCCGUAUAAAUGCCGACUUUGAAGUACACGGGCGAAGCAGGACGCUCGUCGCGCAGAAGCGUUUUAAGACCCUCUAUACACAUGAAACACACGCCUACGCCGAUCCGGGAGACCGCGAAGCCGGUUAUCUUGACCUGGACAAGCGUUUCCGGGUUCACAUCAUGGGACUUCGUCUGCGUGGACGAGCGCCAGCGGCCUGUUGCCAAGUACUCGGCGAAGAUCUGGGGGAUCAAGAAGAUUGGCAAUAUAACCAGAAAUUUCUUCGCGGUUUCGCGAACAAGACAUACCUUGGAUUUGAUUACCCUCACCAGCAGGCCGCGGAAGCCUCUUACGGUUCGCUCAAACUAGGGUUUGAGGUCUGA